This is a messenger RNA of Capsicum annuum, 877 nucleotides long. Its product is annotated as elongin-C. Bases 145 to 567 code for a protein of 140 amino acids. Gene Ontology annotation, biological process: ubiquitin-dependent protein catabolic process. Gene Ontology annotation, molecular function: protein-macromolecule adaptor activity. The record is from RefSeq and is a predicted model, not a curated record. The transcript has 4 exons. NCBI's taxonomy places the organism in Eukaryota, Viridiplantae, Streptophyta, Magnoliopsida, Solanales, Solanaceae. Gene Ontology annotation, cellular component: elongin complex.
CAAUUUAAAGAGUAUGUUUAUGUAGUAAGUCAAAUUCUAUCUAGGCGUUUUAUGUACAUAUCGACUAUCAUAAAAGCCCAUUAACGAUAUGGACGUGCAGCCCAUGGCCCAAUUCCAACCCGAUCCACUGGUUCGGAUCUGUCAAUGACCCGAAGCUUUUCCAAUAAGCUUUUCCCUUUUGCCCUUUAUCAUAUCUGCACACGAGCGUAUCUUUUUCCGUUUAUCGUUUAUCACAAGCAAACUGAUCAAUUCAAUUCUCAAUCGGCGAAGAUGAAGAAGGAAGAUACUGUUAAGCUAAUUAGCGCCGAAGGUUUCGAAUUCAUCAUUGAUAAGAAGGCUGCUAUGGUUUCACAGACCAUUCGUAACAUGCUCACUUCUCCAGGGAGUUUUGCUGAGACGGAGCAUGGGGAGGUGACUUUUCCGGAGAUUAGCACCACCAUUCUUGAGAAGAUUUGCCAGUAUUUUUACUGGUCCCUUCAAUAUGCAAGUGGCAAGGAAACAGAAUUUCAUAUUGAGCCUGAGAUCACUUUGGAAUUGAUGAUGGCUGCCAACUAUUUGCACACCUGAGGAACAAAAUUACUCUGGGGUCCUAAGAUAUAGAAGUUUGGAAAAAAAAAAAACUGUUUCUAGCACCAACUUGCCAUUGGAGCUGGUAGGAUGUGGAUAUUUUUAGUUGUUUCUGAAGUUGGCACUGUAACAUUUGGUACAUAAGUUCUCUCCUUCUGCUGGAGAAUAUACUAGUAUUAGACAUUUUGGGGCCUCAGUUCUGUCUGUUCUAUGGCUAACCCAUUUUUACAGCAGAAUUUAUCCCCAUGUGUAUGAAUGUAUCAUGUGGUAUUUGAAUUUUGUUGAAGUUACUAAAUGCUCUCUCUGUUUA